Molecule: messenger RNA, 1127 nt
Organism: Micromonas commoda
Lineage: Eukaryota; Viridiplantae; Chlorophyta; Mamiellophyceae; Mamiellales; Mamiellaceae
Product: mitochondrial carrier family
Exons: 1
Coding region: 1-1083 (360 amino acids)
Biological process (GO): mitochondrial phosphate ion transmembrane transport
Cellular component (GO): mitochondrial inner membrane
Molecular function (GO): phosphate transmembrane transporter activity
Source: RefSeq, a predicted model, not a curated record
AUGCACGGUUUCAAGUCCUACUUCCCGUCCUCCCUUUACACCCCCACCGCCGCCUCCGCGGUGGUCGCCGCCAAGGCUGGCGCCGCGCCCGCCGCGGGCGGCUUCGCCCCCUCGAUGACCUUUCAGCACCCCGCCGCGGGUUUCAUGGCCGCGUCACAGCAGGAGUACGGUCUGGACUACUUCCUCAAGGGUGCGCUCGCGGGCGGGAUCUGCUGCUCCGUGACCCACGGCGCGCUCACCCCCGUGGACGUCGUCAAGACCCGCAUCCAGCUCGAGCCCACCAAGUACACCGGCAUGAUGCAGGGCUUCAACAAGGUCAUCGCGGAGGAGGGCGCGGGCGCGCUUCUCACCGGCCUCGGCCCCACCGCCUUCGGCUACUUCGUCCAGGGCUGGUUCAAGUUCGGAGGCGUCGAAUACUUCAAGAUCCAGGCCGCCAACUCCAUGACCCCGCAGCAGACCUGGGAUAACCGCAACUCCAUCUACCUCGGCGCAUCCGCCGCAGCCGAGUUCAUCGCCGACAUCUUCCUCUGCCCGCUCGAGGCCACCCGCAUUCGCCUCGUGUCCAACCCCUCGUACUCCUCGUCCAUGCUCGGCGCGAUGACCAAGAUGGCCGGUGAGGAGGGCGUCGUCAACGCGUUCUACUCCGGCUUUGGGCCCAUCCUCGCCAAGCAGGUGCCGUACACCAUGGCCAAGUUUGCGGUGCAGGGCAUCGCGGCGGAGAAGAUUUACGAAUCCAUCGGCAAGACCCCCAAGACUUGCACGCAAUCCGAGAACGUGUCCGUGUCCCUGAUGUCCGGCGUGAUCGCCGGUGUGACCGCCGCGAUCAUCUCGCACCCGGCGGAUACCCUCCUGUCCAAGAUCAACAAGGCUGGCGCCGGCGGCAGCGGCGGCAUGCUCUCGCGCCUCGGCAACAUCGCCGCCGAGACCGGCCUUUGGAAGCUGUGCACGCAGGGUCUCCCCGCGAGGUGCGUGAUGAUCGGUACGCUCACCGCCGGUCAGUUCGGUAUCUUCGACAUCGUCAUGAACGCGGUCGGAGCGUCCAAGUUCCACUUCCACGAUCCCUCCAAGCCCGACGACCACUAAGGCGGCGCGGUAGAUUUCUUCUUGUAAACGAUUCUUGUUGUGUC